CGGCUGCACAAAGCGCCGCUCAGAGCUUAUGGCGGCCGGCGAAACGGCGGAGCGCAAGCCGUCGGCGUGUUGCAUAUCACACGCGUUCUACAAAGCCGCUUCUAAAUUCCCCCAUAAAAUUGCCGUUAUACACGCCUCCGGUUUCGCUCGAAUUACCCGUGAUAACACCGCCGCCAACGCACCGCCGCAUGACGAUGCUAUCGAAUUAGCCUCCGUGGAAAGAGCAUCUUCUUCCCGACCACCAGUCUACGACGGCGACGAGUGCUUCACUUUCUCCGAUAUUAUCUCCGCCGUCGAUAACCUCAGUUCUCGACUCAGGCACAUUCUCAACGGCGCCGACGAUCCAUAUCUUAUCAAAACCCAGCCAGGUAGAAAUUGGGGGAAAAAUUUAGCACAUUUGGCCGAUUGAAUUGGAUUUUCAUGAUAUUAUAUUAUUUGCCGAAAUAAAAUAAAAACACUAAUUAAUUAAUUAUAUUAACUGAAAUUAUAUUAAUUGAAAUGAUGUUUUUCAUGAUUGGUCAAAGUAUAUAUAGUUAGAAUGAUUUCUUGUCUUUGCAUUUUCUCGUUUCCUGGAAGUU
This is a messenger RNA of Erythranthe guttata (spotted monkey flower), 578 nucleotides long. NCBI's taxonomy places the organism in Eukaryota, Viridiplantae, Streptophyta, Magnoliopsida, Lamiales, Phrymaceae. The record is from RefSeq and is a predicted model, not a curated record.